Diaporthe batatas is the source of this 1765-nucleotide messenger RNA. RefSeq names its product HSP70/90 family co-chaperone CNS1. The record is from RefSeq and is a predicted model, not a curated record. NCBI's taxonomy places the organism in Eukaryota, Fungi, Ascomycota, Sordariomycetes, Diaporthales, Diaporthaceae. Gene Ontology annotation, biological process: protein folding. The coding region runs from base 378 to 1697 and encodes 439 amino acids. The transcript has a single exon. Gene Ontology annotation, molecular function: Hsp90 protein binding.
AUCACCCCCCUUUUUCCACCCUUGACUUUGCAUGCCACAAUCUCGAGACAUUGGAUGAAAAUCAUCAAACAGUUGAGACUACGCUCAUGAGCCCGGCCUUACCUUGUGUGUUGUGAUCAUUGGACUGCCCAAACCUUCGGAAAUAUUUGGCCGCCCCGCCUCAAGAAUUUCAAGCGGCACUGCCGUUUGGGGAAACUUGACUUGAGAAAUCGACUGUUGAUUUCAACUACAUCACUUCCACGCACUACCUAGGUCCUAGGUACCCAGGUACUUGUCAAGCCCAAGAAGAGAGAGUUCAUAGACUUUUGGCCUGUUUUGUCUUUCUUUCUUUCCUCAAAUCACAGGGUGGGCGAUUCGUCUGUCUGAACCGCCCCAGGAUGGUGCAACUCACAGAGAUCACGGAGAAGACUGAGUCUUCGCUCAAAAUCUCAGACGCCCAAAAUGCACCACAAACAACAACGCCCCCCACGGGCACAGAACCCAAGAAUGGCAGCUCGUCGACCCCAGUAGCGGGGCCAGCACCACCACCGGCAGCGUCAGUGGGCCCAUCAAUGCCGCCAGUCGCUGCGCCAGAGCUCCCGCCCCAGCUCGCCCGCAAUGCUGGCAAGACGGCCGAGGAGAUCAUGGAGGACCUGAACAAGUCGCCGCUCUUCAUGACGGAGAUGGAGGAGAACGAUGACGUGGCAGCGCUGGAGGCCCUGGCCUACGAGGGCACGUCGCUGGAGAACGCCACCGACUUCAAGGAGCGCGGCAACGAGUGCUUCAAGACGAAGCGAUGGCGAGACGCGAUCGAGUUCUACGGGAGGGGCGUCAAGCUCGUGACGCAGGAGGAGAAGCGCCGCGAGAAGGGGGAGCCGCCGCGCGAGGGCGAUCCAAACGGGGACGACGAGGCCGAGGUCGCCGCCCAGCGCGCCGUGCUCGAGGCGCUGUACGUCAACCGGGCCGCCGUGCAGCUGGAGCUGCAGAACUACCGCUCGUGCUGGCUGGACUGCGGCGCGGCACUGCGGCUGAACCCUCGAAACGUCAAGGCGUGGUACCGGAGCGCGCGGGCGCUGCUGGCGGUGGGGCGAGUGCAGGAGGCCGACGACGCGUGCGCGGGCGGGCUGAGCGUCGACGCCGACAACGCCAGCCUGCGGGCCGUCGCGAGGGACAUCGUUGCGCGCGCCGAGGACCUGGACAGGAAGGCCCAGGCCGCCGCCGAGGAGAAGAGAAAGCUUCAGCGGCGGGCGCAGUUCCUGGCCGGCGCGCUCAAGGAGCGCAACAUCACCGUCCGCACGAGCAAGACCCCGCCCGACAUGGGUGACGCGAAGCUGGAGCUCGUCCCGGACCCGGAGGACCUCAACAGCACCCUGAGCUUCCCUGCCGUCCUCCUGUAUCCGGUUCAUUACGAGAGUGACUUCAUCAAGGCCUUCAACGAGAGGGAGGCACUCGUCCAGCAUUUUGGCUAUGUCUUCCCGCUGCCUUGGGACAGGGAGGGCGAGUAUGGUGCCAACACGGUCGAGUGCUUCAUGGAGACGGCGGCGGGUGGCCUGGUCAAGGUCGGCAAGAAGGUGCCGCUGCUCAAGGUUCUUAGCCUAGAUAGCGUCGAGGUCGUCGACGGUGUGGUCAAGAUUUAUGUCGUCCCCCGUGGCAAGGCGGAUAACUGGGUGAAGACCUUCAAGGAGGCGAAGGCAAAGGAGGCUGGAGCAAAGCAAUAGUUGUGGCAAACAUUUUCGUUGGUCCAGGCAUCCACAAAAAUAACGUAGAGAACACAUUUCGGUACUGU